Misgurnus anguillicaudatus (oriental weatherfish) is the source of this 5749-nucleotide messenger RNA. The record is from RefSeq and is a predicted model, not a curated record. NCBI's taxonomy places the organism in Eukaryota, Metazoa, Chordata, Actinopteri, Cypriniformes, Cobitidae.
UUGGCGCUCCACACAGACGUGACGUCACGCUGGGUUCAGUGUUGGUGGAGUGGUGUUCACUCACUGAAUCCACACGCACAUGCAAAUCUCUCCCAAAGGAAAGCGCAGUCUGGAGUUUAUCGAAACGAGAAAAGUAACUCGUUGAACACUUGAAGGCGAGUAACAACAGUCAAGUGCUUACAUUUAUAACAAUCUGUUAUAUAAGCGGACUAAAGGUGAACUUUAAGUUAGUUGUCGUUGAAGUGUCGGGACGAGGGACUGAUCCCGGACCCGCUGUUAUGCCAACAAACCUACAGCGAAAAUAUGAGUGUUUGAAACUCAAAGGUUCUGGUCUGCCGGUCCAAACGCUCCAGUCUUCCCAACCGUCUAAACCACAGCAUCAACAAGGCCUCUGCAUUCCCAGAAACUGAGCUCCACGCGACCCAAACCAAUCCCUUUACCCAGAAAAAGCUCUGGAAACUGGAGAAGGAAAAGACGGAAGGGUAAAAUAGAUUUUCCAGUUCUUCCGAGCUUUCGCAUCCACGGCGCUGAAUGAGUUUGAUGACGUGAUUGUUUGGAAGGAUAUCUGCUUGCUUGUGGUUUCCUCAGACGUCUGGCUGACACUUGCCCCCUACUGAAGUAAUCUUUCCCAAAAGUGAAUUCUGGGAUAGGUUCAUGCGGUGGCCGUGCCUCUGUAUGGAGGUAUAAGGGAGGGGAAGGACUCUUGUGGGACGCUGGUGGAGUUCUGGCUUGUGGGGGAUCAUGGGAAAAGAGCAGGAUCUUCUGCAAGCAGUCAAGAAUGGAGAUCUAGCCACUACACAGAAGCUGCUGGCCAAAGUCAAAGCUAGCAAAAGCAAGUUACUGGGCUCCACCAAGAGGCUGAACAUCAACUAUCAAGAUGCAGAUGGGUUUUCGGCGCUGCAUCAUGCCGCCCUCACAGGCACAACAGAGUUACUGUCUCUCUUAUUGGAGGCUCAGGUGGUCGUGGAUAUUAAAGACAGUAAUGGUAUGCGGCCGCUGCAUUACGCAGCAUGGCAGGGUAAAGCCGAUUCGGUGCUGAUGCUGUUGCGAGCGGGGGCUGCGGUCAAUGGGACGUCUCAUGAUGGACAGAUUCCAUUGCACCUGGCUGCUCAGUAUGGACAUUAUGAGGUGUCUGAGAUGUUGUUACAGCACCAGUCGAACCCAUGUGUGUUGAAUAAAGCAAAGAAGACACCUCUGGAUCUGUCCUGUGAGUUUGGACGAGUGAAGGUUGCUCAGCUGUUGUUGAACAGUAACAUGGUUGCGUCUCUCUUGGAGGGGGAUCGGAAAGAUGCAUCAGACUCAAACUAUAACACUCCUCUACACCUAGCUGCACGCAACGGACACAAGGAUGUCAUCCGGCUUCUUCUGAAAGCAGGUAUAGACAUCAACAGAAGCACUAAAGCUGGCACAGCGCUCCAUGAGGCCGCCCUCUAUGGGAAGACAGAGGUGGUGCGGCUUCUUCUCGAUGCUGGAAUAGAUGUGACUGUUCGUAACACUUACAAUCAAACGGCCCUGGAUAUUGUCAACCAGUUCACCGCAUGUCACGCCAGCAAAGAAAUCAAGCAGCUCUUACGAGAGGCCACAGGAGUUCUUCAGGUCCGAGCUUUGAAAGAUUUCUGGAAUCUUCAUGAUCCUACAGCCCUGACCAUACGCGCUGGUGAUGUCAUCACGGUGAUAGAGCAGCACAUGGAUGGACGCUGGAAGGGUCACAUCCAUGACACCCAGAGAGGAACAGACCGAGUGGGAUACUUUCCUCCGUCUAUAGUGGAGGUCAUCAGUCGACGCUCAGGGGGCACCCUGUCACGACACGCCUCUCUGCCCACCCAUAGGCAGCAACUCUCCAGAUGCACCCUCGGCCCCAGCUUGAGUCUGAGCGGUCAAACCGAUGACUCCUACACUCUUUACACCCCUAACCCUCACCUGGUCAUCACCCACACCAACGGUCUGAACACUAACACAGGUGGGUCUCCACGGAGUCUCUCCCAUCAGCACAUAACCCCCAGCAUGGAUGACGUCUGGGUUUUACGGAACACCCCAGCUGCUGGGGACAGGAACAGUGUGGGCAGUACAGGCAGUGUGGGCAGCACUCGCAGUGCAGGCAGCGGUCAGAGCACUGAGAGCAACAGCGCCACCAAUGGACCACAUCAACACAGCACCCACCCUGAUACCAGCAAGUUAACCACGGUGGCCUCUUCUGCUGGAGAUGUAGUACAACCAGAGCAAAACAAACCCGCUGACACACCCACAGGUGUUCCUCGCAGGCCUGUGCUGGCCACACAGAGGCCAGGUGAGCAGGGUUUCUCUCAACAGUUUGUGCGUCCUCAACAGUUACUGGAGGGCAAGGAUGCUGAAGCUAUCUAUCAGUGGCUGAGUGAGUUUCAGCUGGAGCAAUACACUGCAAACUUCAUUAAUGCUGGCUAUGAUGUGCCCACCAUCAGCAGAAUGACACCAGAGGAUCUCACGGCUAUCGGAGUGACAAAACCAGGUCACCGUAAGAAGAUUUCCCUGGAAAUCGGAAAUCUUAGCAUUCCGGAAUGGCUUCCAGAUUACAUACCACAGGAUCUCGGGGAGUGGCUAAGUGCCAUAGGACUGUCUCAGUAUCAUAAGAAACUCGCAGAAAACGGCUACGACUCGAUAAACAUCGUCCGAGAUCUCACGUGGGAAGAUCUGCAGGAGAUCGGCAUUACCAAACUAGGCCAUCAGAAGAAAAUGAUGCUUGCGGUGAAGAAGUUGUGUGAUAUCCAUAAAGCUCUUCUGCAGGCAGAGUCAGGCCAGGGCACACUGCGACGCAAAACCCCUGCAGCCCUGGACCUGCUCGCUAUCGAGCCGGCCCUCGAGGGCGGAGACCUCCCUUCGCCCCACACACCCAAGAUGCUCACUUUCCAAGACAGCGAGCUGAGCACCGAGCUACAGAGUGCUAUGUCAGCCCACUACAGUGGCUGUCAAGAAGGAUUGGCCUUCAAGAAUGCAGUAGGAAUGUCCGUCAGUGAAGAAAGCAUUGACGCUCGCUCCCGAGGCUCAGGGCGCUCCCAGGAGACCCCCAACACUCCCUCCUCUUCUUCGUCCGCCACCCCUUACAGCCACUCCCGGGAGAGCUUAACAACCGCUGACAGCAGCCCGGCUAAAGAGCGUAACAUUCCAGAGGGUCGCGAUCAAGUCCUGCGCCCUCAGCUACCGCAACAGCUGGCGGGCUUUAAAUACCCAGCAGUGCCUGCCAAACCAAAACUGGGCUCUGUUUCCUCUCCGCAGAGUUCCCCAGCUCAAAAAGCCCUCAAUUAUCCUCGUCUGCAUUGUAAUAGUGCCACGCUUGACCGUCACUCUUCUAGCAUGGCCAAGAACCGCACACAGGGAUUGACUCGCUAUGCCUUGUCUGAUGGAGAACCGGAGGAUGACGAUGAUGAAGAGCUAGCUAAAACGGUCAUGCCUUCGUAUGCCACACUGAGCCGAAAACCCGCCCGCGGCCAGCUCGCACGUCUUCAGUCUGCACCCGAGCAGUCCGUCGGCCGAAGUCAGUCGUUCGCUAUCAGGGCUCGGCGUAAAGGUCCUCCGCCGCCGCCACCUAAACGUCUCAGCUCUGUCAGUAGCAGCAACGCUAGUGCCGAAACUGUCCCGGACAUGCCAGCGCCUCCUAUUGGUGGACUUGAGAAUGCCAGCAGCCCUAGUAGUGUUAAAACCAUUGCGGCUGCAUUAGAAAUGUUCUUACCUGUUCCUGUCGUGGAGAACGCCACGGCUACCUCCAACUCCAGCGAGGGGAGCAGAAGAAGAGCUCUUAGUCAGAGCGAGUCCAUGCAGGCCAACGGAGAUGUUGAUAGAGCGACGAGAUCCGACUCAGAAGAGGAUGACAGGACUAAGGAUUUAAACCUGGAGGGCUCAUCCUCGCCUCAGAACAGCUCCAGCGAGUGUAUACCCUUCGCCGAAGAAGGAAACCUUACCAUUAAGCAAAGGCCCAAAAUCGGUGGACCCCUCAAGGUGGAGAACAGCACAGAGUCUUCAGAAAAAGCCAAACCAGCCAAAACUCCUGAAGUUCCAGAGUUCAACCUGAAAGAGUCGGACACGGUGAAGAGACGGCAAAAGCCGAAAGAGCAGUCGGUCGCGACGUCCAUCAACGACGCAGACAGCUCCCCGGUCUCUGAGCAAAUUCAGACUCGGGACACGGUGAAACUGCGUAUCAGUGAAACUGAAAUGAAUCUGCCGUGUCUGGAGCCUUCGGCCAAACAAGGGAAAGCGCCUCCACCUCUCGCCCCCAAACCUCCCAGUCCUCUGAAUUCAACACGACACACCUCAAAUCAUCAGACUGCUGCCACAGCAGUCGGCUCCAGCGUCUUACUGAAUGGUGUGCAGAGCGUCACAUUUGCUGCAUCUCAGUCUCCCGUCUCCUACUCCCCAUCAGCAGAAAGUACAGGUCAUUGUGUACGGUCUGCGGAUGUGGGUCAGGACUCAACGCUGGUCCAUCAGAGACUGGAGAAGACCAGCUCAACCCUGGAGGAAACUUUAAGGGCUGUGGAGAGAAAACUCAAUCUGGAGCACAACACUGGCGGCAGUUCUCACGUUGUAAAGUCUGCCGGGAACAUUCUGGAUGACAUCGGGAACAUGUUUGAUGAUCUGGCCGAUCAGUUGGACGCUAUGCUGGAUUAAAGAUCUGUGGAUUAUAUUUAAAGCCUUUAAAGAGACGACACGAUUCACACCGAUCGCUCCUCUGCCUUUUAUUACACAUGGAGAGCAAAAAUAAACUUUCUGAGACAGGGAACCUCCAUUUACAAGGACCACACAGACAUUUAUGGAUGUUCAAAGUCUCCUGACUAAUUUCAUGUGCUAGUAUGUUCUUAUCCUAAUGUUUAAUCAAGUAAAUAUAUAUUUGUAUGUCUUUGCAUUAUUUGUAUUUUUGGGUCUGAACUUUGGACUUGACUGAGCACAAAUGUUGCCAGUGAACUCGGAUAAAUGCACUUCAUUCCUAAAGCAAUAUACAAGCCAUUUCAAAACACUACUGUUUAAAACAGAAAAGCAUUUCUGCUCUAUAAAUAUGUCUUUAAAGAGCUCAAAUACACAUCAUUCAUUUCAGCAGCUUUUGCUGCUAAAACGUUUAUAUAUAUAUGAGAUGAUGAUGAUUUUCCCUUCAUGUGCAGGUUAAAAAACAUUGACUGACGUUUAUUUUUGUAUUAAAGGGAGGUUUUUAAAGGGAACGCAUUUCUGAAAACUGCUUUAACUGGAGCAGCAUCAAUGUACAGCGAGCGAUUCAGGUUAAAGUUGAUGAUAAACAUUAUUUUUAAACCUCUAGAUAGUAUUUAAACUUGAUCAAAAUAUGUAUAUUGUACACUAAAGGUAUAUUUGAUUGGGAAGCAAACCUGUUUGUUGUACCAAAUGCUAUGUAUAUUUUUUAUUAAUGAUCUUGAAGCUAAAGUAAUCCAGACACAUUUCCCCUUUGCACACCAUUUCAUAUGGAUCUUAUUCAUGUGCCCAUUACUCCUGUUUGUACGUUUACUCUGUCAUUGAAUAUAUUUUUUUUUACAUUUAUUCAGUUUUAGGAGAUGCAGUUAUUUAUGUCACCACUAUAUAGUAGUCGUGACACUUGAUCAUUUAACAUCAUAAUGUUAACCCAUCUUUGUCAGGUUAAGAUCCAGUUUCUCUUUCCAUUAGUAAAUUUGAUGUUUGUCUUGUUAUUGAGAACCAAGUAUAUUUGGCUUUUGUCUUGUAUUUCACAUCUGUAGCUUGUCUUUCUUCAAGUUCAAUUUCUAUUAAAUUAAUUUAGCUA